AUGGCUGACGAGGACGCCAAACGCAGGUUGGAGCUCGUCUCAUCUCAUAUCAAAUCAGAUACACCAACCACCAAAAAGGACAGAAAACCGAAGACACGAAAAACUGAGCUACCAGCUGACUGGUCAGAUGUACUGGCCGAAGUCAACCAUGUUCGAAAGCUCGCUCAGACACCCAAGACAGAAACGACCGGCUACCAACGACACAAACAAGCCGGUAAACUGUGGGUGAGAGAACGAAUCGAUUUGCUCUUGGAUCCCGGAUCGUUUAGAGAAGUCGGAAGCGCAGCAGGGACAGCGACCUGGGUCAAGCCAGAUGGCCCAAAGAAUUCUUUGAUCGAGGACGAGAAGGAGACUGUCGCUGAGUUUACGCCGAGUAACAACGUCCAAGGGUUCGGCAAGAUACGGAAUCGGACGGUCCUUCUCACUGCAGAUGACUUUACCCUCAGGGCUGGACAUGCGGACGGUGCGCUCAUGGCAAAGACCCUGUACAUGGAGAAGCUGUGUGUCCAUCUCAAGCUCCCGAUGAUCAAGGUCGUCGAUGGAGCGUCUGGUGGUGGAUCCAUCACUACGUACCGGACACAGGGCGGAAGUUACCUGCCAGAUCUGGAGCUGUUGAAUUGGGUGGCUGUCGGAUUAGGUGCGGCACGAGCAGCAGUCUCGCACUUCAGCGUGAUCGCGGCAGACAUCGGGACACUAUUCAACGCUGGCCCGAAAAUCGUUGAGGGCGCAACUUUCGAAGAAGAUCUCAGCUUUGAUGCGUUAGGUGGUCCACGAAUCCACUGCGCAAACGGUGUCAUUGACAAUGUUGCGCCGAACGAAAAAGGCUGCUUCGACCAGAUUGCCGACUUUCUUUCCUACGUAGGCAAUCAUGGUGGUCUGCUUCCUCCAGUAUCACCAUCCCAAGACGGUCCAGACCGGAAAUGUCCUGAGCUGCGAACAGCGAUCCCUCGAAGAAGACAACGGAUGUACGAGGUGCGGCCGAUCAUCCGGUCGCUGGUAGACAAGGACUCCUUCUUCGAGAUUGGGCCGUAUUGGGGCAACACCGUAGUGGUUGGCUUCGCACGCUUCAACGGGCGCCCAGUUGGUCUCUUCGCGAAUGAUGCAAUGAAAGGCGCUGGCGCCCUCGAUACGGCCGGGUCCCAGAAGUACGCAAAGCACAUUCGGCUCUGCGAUGUGAUGGGUCUCCCGUUGAUCCAACUGGUGGACAUUCCUGGCUUUGCGAUUGGUACUGUGGCAGAGCGAAGUGGUGUAAUGAAGUGGGGUCUCGAGAUGUAUAAGACGCUGUGGUCAACAACUGUACCGGUAUUUACGGUGGUGUUGAGGCGGUGUUAUGGCAUUGGAGGUUCGAUUCUGAUCGGCAGUCGAGAGAUGAGUCCACGAGUAGCUUGGCCAUCCGGAGAAUGGGGAAGCAUUCCUCUGGAAGGCGGCAUUGAAGUUAACCAUCGCGCCGACUUGAAGAAAGCGGGCGACAAGCGCGAUGAGGUCUAUGCCCAACUCGAGGCUGAGUAUCUGAACCUACAGAACCCAGUACGGACAGCGAAUAAGUUCGGGGUCGAAGAAAUCAUUGAUCCUGCUGAUACGCGAUCGCUGUUGUGCUCGUGGACCAAGCAUAUGUGA
This is a messenger RNA of Saxophila tyrrhenica, 1617 nucleotides long. RefSeq lists its product as uncharacterized. The record is from RefSeq and is a predicted model, not a curated record. Gene Ontology annotation, molecular function: propionyl-CoA carboxylase activity. Lineage: Eukaryota; Fungi; Ascomycota; Dothideomycetes; Mycosphaerellales; Extremaceae. The transcript has 6 exons. Bases 1 to 1617 code for a protein of 538 amino acids.